GAGCUUCAUCUCCCACCCAGAAGGUUUCUUCAUUUCAACAGUUCAGAGGCGCAGCAGCUGAUCCCGGGACCCGGGGCACCUUCCCACGUGCUCCUCGUGGGAACUUCACGCCAACACGCACGACUCUGCUCUACCUCCGCACGUGACACGGCCGUAUCCGGGGAGCGUUACUGUGACAUCUUGUCUGCAGCGGGUGUGGAUCAGUUAACGGGACCGGAUAACGGGACCGGAUAACGGGACUCCGCCGCCAUGCUCCGGCUGUCGCUCGUGUUUCUGGCCGCCGUCGUGGCUUCUGGUCUCGGGCUCCGCGGGCCCCACGUCUCCGGGGCGGCCGGGCCCUGCCUCGCCCCGCUGCAGUGGGAGGGCCGGUGGGUGCGGUACGACCACAGCACCGGGAGGAACAACCGCGCCUCGGUUUCCUACGACGGCCUGAACCAGAGGGUUCGAGUCCUGCAGCAGCUGAAGAAACACAGCCCGUGUCAGAGGUUUUUUGAGUACAUCUACCUGUACCAGAGCAUGGUGAUGUUCCAGAUUGACCAGAAGACCAAAGACUGCUCUAAGAUCGCACUGACGGAGAGCUGGGAUCCCUUCGACAUCCCUGACAACUCCACGUAUGAGGACCAGUACUUCAUCGGAGGCCCUGGGGACAGCGUGGAGGUUCAGGAGUGGUCGGACAGGAAGCCGGCACGCAAACAUGAGAGCUGGGUGGGCGUCUACACCUUGAAGGACUGUUAUCCCGUGCAGGAGACCUACGCCAAGAACAGCAGCGUCACCACCUCUACCCGCUUCUUCAACCUCCAGCUGGGCAUCAGCGACCCCGACGUCUUCACCCCACCCAGCACCUGUCAGUCAGCUCGGCCCGAGGGGAUGACCGAGACCGCUGAUGAGGUCCUAGAAACUGGACGCUCAAAUAAAAUUGCAUUAGGUUAAUUCAUAGCAAGAAGGGAGUGGUUUCGCACCCAGCCUCUGUCCAGUGUUUUACAGAAUUGCUUGUUAAUUUGUUAAAAUUGUUAUUAGGGCCGAUAAUCAUGCUAACUGCAACCUAACACACAGAUAAAACUAUCAGCUGAUUAUAAUAAGCGUUUGCACAUGCGGAUGGAUGGGGUCAUUAACGUGUUGAUGAGACAUUAAUGUGAGGAAGAGAAGCUGCAUAUGUCAUGUGUCCCUCCACAAUCCAGACCUAUAGCAACAUAAAUAAGAGCUGGACAAAGACUGACCUGAACCCGUCCAACUAUAAGCUUCAUCAAAAGGAAGGUUUGAAGUCAACUCUUAAAAGUAGAGAGGGUGAAACUGGGAGAUGAUUCCACAGAAAAGCAUUAUUGUGAUUAGGCUUUAAAAUGAAUGUAUGUAGUCUUGAGUCCUGCUUGUAUGUGUUUUGGGGGGAAGUUGUAUUUAUUCAGUUACUGUUACAAGUACAAAACCAACACUGAACUAAUAACUGUACAUGUAAUGUUUUGCCAGUAUAGAAGUAAAGUAGGUAUUCCGUGGUCAUAAUCCUAAAUUAAAUUUGAUGAUUCAUGCAGAAACCUUGUGAAACAUGCAAAUAUAAUUCAAACAUAAAAAAAUGUUCCACCCAA
Molecule: messenger RNA, 1577 nt
Organism: Hippoglossus stenolepis (Pacific halibut)
Lineage: Eukaryota; Metazoa; Chordata; Actinopteri; Pleuronectiformes; Pleuronectidae
Gene: epdr1
Product: ependymin related 1
Exons: 4
Coding region: 250-930 (226 amino acids)
Biological process (GO): cell-matrix adhesion
Cellular component (GO): extracellular region; lysosome
Molecular function (GO): calcium ion binding
Source: RefSeq, a predicted model, not a curated record